Cuscuta epithymum is the source of this 2401-nucleotide messenger RNA. The record is from the annotation of a GenBank genome assembly. Lineage: Eukaryota; Viridiplantae; Streptophyta; Magnoliopsida; Solanales; Convolvulaceae.
UUCGCACAAUAUUCUUAAUUUAGUAAUCCACAUGUGUGUAUAUAACUUUAAAGUUUUGAUCGAAACCUACCAUGACUAUUUGAAAUCAAAUCCAACACUCAGUGAUCCAAAAACAAUCAUCUAUAUCUAAAUUAAAACCCCUAGCUACAACCAUCAAACCACCAUAAAAAGCCCCGGCGGCCGCAACCUAGAAUUCCAUCCACCAACCGCCGCCAGCCGCCGCACAUAUGGCGGAAUGUACCAAGAUUUUCUGGGCAGCCGAUUUUUCUCAUUUUCUUGUAUAUACCCUUUUGUUCUUUGGAGUUUUCUACAUUCUCAUCUCAACUAACCCUACCCAGUCCAACAAUAGCCUCAUAUCCAUCUUUCCCACCCAAAACCCUCCUUCCCAUUCCCCAUCAAUGACCAAUAACAGUCAAAAUAGAAUGGUGCAUUACAGAGAUAAGCUUGACGAGGCCUUAGCCGGGGCUUGCACGGAGGACAAGACGGUGAUAAUCGCCGUCGUGAAUAAAGCUUACGUGGAAGGGGACAAGCCGAUGUUGGAUCUCUUCUUGGAUGGUUUCUGGCUAGGAGAAGGUACUAGGAAGUUGGUCAAACAUUUGUUGAUCGUGACCGUCGAUCAAACGUCGUAUGAACGGUGUAUGUUUCUUGGACUGCAUUGCUACAAGCUCGAAACGGACGGUGUGGAUUUCGUCGGAGAGAAACUGUAUAUGUCCGCCGAUUUCAUAAAGAUGAUGUGGAGAAGGACUCAAUUCUUGGGACAAGUUCUCAAGCUCGGUUACAGCUUUAUCUUUACGUGCAGGAUAGUGAUGUUCUAUGGCUAAGAGAUCCAUUCCCUAAAUUGAGGAGCACAAAUGAAACCCUAGACCUCCAAAUCAGUACAGACAUUUUCAACGGCGACGACCGGUCGGAAUCCAACUCGAUCAACACCGGGUUUUACAUGAUCCGGCCCAACAACCGAACCAUCUCCCUAUUCGAUUCCUGGUACGCCAUGAAAAACUCCUCGGACGGAAUGAAGGAACAAGAUGUGUUGAACAAGUUGAUCCGCCAAGGCACGCUCAGAGAAUUAGGGCUCAAAGUUCGGUUCUUGGAUACCCGGUUUUUCAGCGGGUUUUGUCAGGAUAGUAAGGAUGUUGAGUCGGUCGUGACGGUGCAUGCCAAUUGUUGCCGGACCAUAACCGCCAAGCUGGCGGACCUGACGGCCGUGAUUCACGACUGGCGGAGGUUUAAAAGCUUCUCCGGCGACGGCAACCGGACGGCUGCGUUUCAAUGGUCUCGGCAUGUUAACUGUGUGGAUUCCUGGAAGACACCUUAACUUGAAUUUGUGUAACAUUUGUAUUUGUACUAGCCACACACGUAGUAUAUACUACCUCCGUCCCAAUUUAGUUAACCAAUAUUGACUUUUCCGGGCAAAGGUGUACACUUUGACCAAUUAUUUUAACUAAUAUAUUUAUGAAAAAAUAAUAAUUUUAUACUUUUAUAAUAGUAUUUUCAACAAAGAACAUUUUCAUAUAAUUUUUAUAUCUUUAAUAUUUUUUUUAUAUAGAUAUAUAAUCGGUCAAAGUUAGGUACCAUUGACUUGAAAAAACAAGUUUGACUAAGUAAAUUGGGACGGAGGGAGUAUUAAUAAUAUAGUACAGUAAUAUACUAUCCUCCGUCUCUUUUUAAUCGCAACAUGUUGAAUUUUACACUAUUCACAUGUUCUACUUUGACUACAUUUUAUGUUAUUAUUUUAUGAAAAUUAUUAUUUUAAAAAAAUAUUGUUCAAUUCAUCUCAUUACAAAUUUUUAAAAUCUAAUUUUUAAAUAUUUUUUACUAAUAGAGAUUAAUAUAUAAUUACGGUCAAAGACGUGCGUUGGCAAGUGUGAAAUGUUGACCGUUGCAACUAAAAAAGAACGGAGGAAGUAUAUUCUGAGCUUGAUAGGUUUAUCGUUGUAUCAAUAUACGUAGUAUAUCAAAACGAUAUAUAUGGUUCAAAUUAGUGGAAUUCUCUUUCCUUUUACUCUCUCCGUGUAGUAAUUCUCAUUAUAUUUUGUCUUUUAGUUCAAUUGAUCUCAAAUUGUAACAUUUUACGGAGUACUUCCUUCAUUCUUUUUUAAUUGCAACAGUCAACAUUUCACGUUUGCCAAUGCACAAGUUUGACCGUUAAUAUCUUUUAUUCCUUAUUAAUAAAAAAAUUAAAAAAAAAUCAUAUUUUGCAAAUUUAGAAUAAGAAGAAUUUAACAAUAUUUUUUAAAAAUUUAAUUUAUUAUACAUCAAUUAAUAAAAUGUAGUCAAAGUAGAACAUGUGAAUAGUGCAAAAAGUACAAUGUUGCAAAUAAAAGAGAAUGGAGUAGUAUGUUUUUUCCACACAAUAUAAACUAUGGCAUAUACCUAUGGCAUUUCCGUAGUAUGUGUAAUCUCG